AUGGCAUCAGUUGAAUCAACUCAAAAUGGAGAUUGCAUUGAUGCUAUGACUUUUGACUGGUUACUUCCAUUGGCAUCCUCUGAUGCAUGUGACGACUUUGGAGAGCCUGAGAUGCUUCCUCGAAUUGGAGAUGAGCAUCAAGUUCAAAUUCCAUCCCUUUUAGGAGAGACCAAUUGUAUUUCUUGCACAAGGAAUGCAUCAUAUGCACAAAAUGAAGCCCAUUUCGACGACAAAUUUUAUAUCGGGCUACCCAUACCAUUAAUAUUGGUGAGUAAGGAAGGUGAAUGCCUGAAGCAAGAAACGUUGAAACUUCCAAGUGAACCAAAAACCAUUCCAGACUCUGGACCAUCCGAAUCUAAAAAUAUCAAGACAACAGAGAUUUUUUCCCAUGAUGAGAAUGUUGGAAUCAUCAUUGGGCCUUCAUAUAAUACAGUAGAUGAUGGGGGACCAGCAGAAGAAUCGAAAGAAUUACCAUCAAAUGAGAAAUUGAGUACUUGCAGUGGUCAAGAAUUUCUUUUGCUUCCCGGAUUUGUUAGUGAUUAUUUGAGUGACAUUGAGAAGGAACCAUUCUUGCUUGGUUUGUACAUUUUUGGAAAAAAUUUCAUUCAACUGUCGCGAUUCAUUGAAAGUAAAGGGAUGGGGACUGUACUUUCAUUUUAUUACGGUAAGUUUUAUAGGUCCCGUGAAUACCGUAGAUGGUCAGAAUGCCGGAAGAUGAAAAGCCGAAGAUCUGUACAUGGACAGAAAAUAUUUUCUGGACUGAGGCAGCAAGAGUUGCUCUCUCGUAUACUUCCCAGUGUGUCAGAAGAAUGCCAAAAUGCUUUGUUGGAGGUCUGUAAAACAUUUGGAGAAGGAAAGAUGUCACUAGAAGACUACGUCUUCUCUUUGAAGACAAUGGUUGGGACAAACAUUCUCGUAAAAGCUGUUGGAAUUGGCAAAGGAAAGCAAGAUCUCACGGGAAUGGCCUUUGAAACUUCAAGGCCCAAUCAAGUUAUCCCAAUUCGCCCAGAGAUUCCAACUGGCAAAGCGUGCUCGGCUCUUGCACCUAGUGAAAUCAUCAAUUUUCUAACAGGAGACUACCGGUUGAGCAAAGCUCGGUCAAAUGAUCUAUUCUGGGAAGCUGUUUGGCCUCGUUUAUUGGCAAGAGGUUGGCAUUCGGAGGAGCCUAAGAAUCAGGGUUAUGCUGCUGUUUCCAUGUAUUCUUUGGUAUUUCUCGUGCCGGGCAUCAAUAAAUUUUCAAGAAGGAAAUUAGUGAAAGGCGAGCACUAUUUUGAUUGUGUAGCUGAUGUCUUGAACAAGGUUGCCAGAGAACCUGGGUUACUCGAGCUUGAAAAUGAAGAAGAUGAAAGGAACAAGAAGAAAGAAGAGUACAAGUGGGCCAGUGAAAGUAAGUUAGUAAAAGAUGAUGAUGAGCUACCUAUAAGGCAACACCAUUUUUAUCUUCAACCUCGCACCCAUAAAUGUAAUACAGAUGCCAUGACAUUUACAGUUGUAGAUACAAGUUCUGCGGAUGGAAAACCUUACAAAGUGAGAGAAUUGAGGAGCCUGCCAUUUGAAAUCUCAAACACGAUAAUUUCUCAAAACCGUUCUAACGAUAGCAAUGGGGAUACUCAUGAUGAGGCUACCGAUGAAUCUGACAUUGUUGAUACCAUGUUAGUUGAUGACAGUGAGACAAAUAAUACCAAUCUUGGUACAACUAAAUCCAGUGUGGAAAUGCUUCCUGGCAGGAAAGAUCAUGAUACUGUAUACCAAGGAAGUGAUAUUUCAGUGAGUAAGUUGAAGAACAAAAAGGAUUUGCGCCAGGACAAGCAAUCAAGAAAUUUGGUAAAAUCCCGGUUGGGCAGAAAACUGAAACGGAAAAAUGUGGACAAUGUAGCUCCUACUACCAAACGGCAUAGGAGAUUAAACGCUUGUAGUCGUAAUGAAACAAGCAAUGGUGUGACUCAUUCAACUUUGGUUCCCAGUCUGGAAAAUGAAAUAAUUAGUUUGUGCUCAGGUAUUCAUGAAUUUACUGAGAAUAUAUCUGCUCAAGCAGUUUCAUCACAAGAAAAGUUGUCAUAUACCGGUUCGUCGAAAGGUAGCCCUAGCGGGAGUGUUGAAUGUACAGAACCUCAUCCUCGGCACCUUCAAAGUCAUUCAUUGAUUGAUUUAAACUUGCCUCAAGUUUCCCCAGACUUGGAGAAUGCUGUCUUAACAACAGAAAUACUUAAAGAGGAAGAUGACCAAAUACUCAAGCCAGAUGAUCAUUGUCCACUAAAAUCCUCUAUAGUUGAGGGUAAUUCAGGGGAGCAGCCUAACCCAAAUCUGCAGAGGCACAGCACGAGAAACCGACCUCUAACAGCAAAAGCAUUGGAAGCUCUAGCAAACGGAUUUUUAACUACAAAUCGGAAACGGAAAAAUAAGGAUACCACUUCACAAGAAAACCUGACACCAAGACCUCGACGGUAUGCCCGUGACAUGGUGGCUCUUAAUGAGUUCAGCAAUGAUACUGUGACUUCCCAAAUUCAAGAAGAUCAUCGGCAGAAACAGGAGACUGAAGAAGAGUACUGCCCCACCCAUUGA
Messenger RNA from Fraxinus pennsylvanica, 2562 nucleotides. The record is from the annotation of a GenBank genome assembly. NCBI's taxonomy places the organism in Eukaryota, Viridiplantae, Streptophyta, Magnoliopsida, Lamiales, Oleaceae.